Molecule: messenger RNA, 1185 nt
Organism: Coniosporium apollinis CBS 100218
Lineage: Eukaryota; Fungi; Ascomycota; Dothideomycetes
Exons: 2
Coding region: 1-1185 (394 amino acids)
Source: RefSeq, a predicted model, not a curated record
AUGGCAACCCUACCAGCGACUGCGCCUUCCCAGCCCGUUGACCCAGCCCAGGCCCAAGGCGCGCAAAUACCGCUCCAGGAUUUCUCUCUUCCACAAUUCCCCCCUCAAGCUGGCGGUCUGAAGGCUCUCACCCUGACCUCAGACAUUAAGCUCGACGAGUACACGAACCUCCUCAAAAACGACGUCGCGACACUACCACAACUGCCGCGCGGUAUCGAGUCCCUAACACUCGAGCUCUUCUCGCUGGGCUAUCCGCCCGGCUUCCUCAGUGCGCUGAGCGAGCGCCUGCCCAACAUUAAGAGCCUGGUCAUCUACAGCCAGCUGUUCAGCGGCAUCACGGAGGAAUCACAGAAGGACGCGGAGGCGUUCUUCGAGAAGGCACAGAACCUGCGCGCGCUGCACCUCCUCGAUGUCUUCGCGCGGCCGCACUUCUUCGGUGCCGUGGGACCGAAGCUUGCGAAACGACAGAAGGGCCUCAUGUUCCUCGAGGUCAACUACAGCUUCCGCCAUGAGGACGAGGACUUUUUGACUCGUGUGCCGGCGCCGGAACUGCCGUCGCUGAUCGGGCCGGGCUUGAUCACUUGCGCCUUCAAUGUCUCGACGCCGGACGUUACCGAUGACCCGGAAGACCCUACGAAUAUCGACGAAGAGGGCAAGGAGCGACAGGGCAAAAAGGAGGGCGUGAUGGCGUUCAACAAGACGCAGAGCCCCGUGCUAGUCGAGAAGUUGACCGAGGAGGAUACAAGGCCGAGGGGCCUGAAGGUCCUCAACACGACGCUCUACACGCUGUCGCUCCACAGUCUGGGGAAGAUAUUGGCCGCGCAUAAGGGGCUUCUGGUGCUGAGUGCGACCGUGGAGGUGGAGCCGACAGAGGAGUGCAAGAAAGAGCUGCUGGAGGUGUUGCAGGCGUGUCCGGACUUGGAACAGGUGGAGAUUGUGGGGAACCCAAGCUUGCAAUUUUACAUGGCGAUCUCAAAUCCACGACAACAAGCGCUUGAGAAGGCUUUCCCAUCUGCCGAAGACCUGCAGCAGCUCUCAGCAAAGUGCCCGAAGCUGAUCAGCUUCAAAGCGAACGUGUUGCGGACAACAUCCAUGGGGACCGUCGAAUGGACCAAAGAGGGCGGCUUCUGGAAAGGAGGCGUAACCCGGCCCAACGACACGGCGGAGACAUCCACGACGCGGUAG